AUGAGACCGCAAACUGCUUGGCGGUCCCUUGGCCUCCUGAAACGCAAUACUGCAUGCCAGUACUCGCUCAUUGGCCGCCGAGCCAUCCAAACGGCCAGUUCUCGGCCAGUUCCGAACUUUGCAUUUGCAUUUGAUAUUGAUGGUGUUCUUCUGCGAUCUUCCAAGCCCAUCCCAGGUGCCGCCGACUCACUGGCACUGCUGAAGGAGCAAGGAAUUCCCUUCAUCUUGCUCACCAACGGCGGCGGCAAACACGAGACGGAGCGCGUUGCGGAAAUCAGUGAAAAACUUCAAGUUCCUUUGGAUGCAACCGAUAUUGUACAGAGCCACUCUCCCUUUGCAGAGUUGGUCAAAGGACCAGACGAGGCAAGCGCGCUGGAGCACAAGUGUGUUCUGGUGGCCGGUGGUGACGGUGACAACUGUCGACGUGUAGCAGAGCGAUACGGAUUCAAAAAUGUCAUCACGCCAGGAGAUAUACUUAUGGCGAAUCCUGCAAUUUCGCCGUUCUCCAAGAACUUCGGUGACUACUACAAGACUUUCGCACGCCCACUCCCAAAGCCAAUUGAUCCAACUGAUCUGGCAAAGAGUUUGAAAAUCGACGCUGUCUUUGUCUUCAAUGACCCUCGAGACUGGGCCUUGGACACUCAGGUCAUAAUGGAUAUCCUUCUUUCAUCGCAGGGCCGUAUGGGCACUUUGUCCGAAAAGAAUGGCCGGACAGACCUUCCCAAUCACGGUUACCAACAGGAUGGUCAGCCCCAUCUCUAUUUCUCUAACCCAGAUUUGUGGUGGGCCGCUGCUUACCCCUUGCCCCGCCUCGGUCAAGGUGGUUUCCGUGAGGCUCUCGAAGGUGUCUGGGCUGCGACUACCGGAGGUCCUAGCAAGGGCAUCGAGUUGAAGAAGACUGUGAUCGGAAAGCCUUAUCAGCCUACAUACGAAUUUGCGGAACAUCAAUUACUUCGAAACCGGCUGAAGACAUUCGGCAACUCUGCAAAUCUUCCUCCUCUGGAAAGAGUCUACAUGGUUGGAGAUAACCCCGAGUCAGACAUUCGGGGUGCCAACUCCUAUCGCAGCGGCUUUGGCAGCAACUGGCAAUCAAUCCUUGUUCGGACUGGAGUGUACAGCGGUGGUGAUCCUGCAUAUACCCCUCACACAAUUGCAGACAAUGUGCAUAAGGGUGUUCAAUGGGCGCUGAAAAGCUCUAAAUGGCCUUCUUCUUGA
This is a messenger RNA of Penicillium salamii, 1215 nucleotides long. The record is from the annotation of a GenBank genome assembly. Lineage: Eukaryota; Fungi; Ascomycota; Eurotiomycetes; Eurotiales; Aspergillaceae.